Messenger RNA from Cadophora gregata, 1720 nucleotides. RefSeq lists its product as uncharacterized. The record is from RefSeq and is a predicted model, not a curated record. Lineage: Eukaryota; Fungi; Ascomycota; Leotiomycetes; Helotiales; Ploettnerulaceae. Gene Ontology annotation, molecular function: aldehyde dehydrogenase (NAD+) activity. The transcript has 7 exons. The coding region runs from base 107 to 1561 and encodes 484 amino acids.
AGGUUUACUUCAGCUAGGUACUGGUAGUAAAGUACAUCCAAGGAACUUCUCGUCUAACUCACAAUAUCCAAAGCUAAACAAACAAAUCACAACACCCACCGUCACAAUGCCCAGCGCAACAACCACCACCACCACCUCCCCCCUCGACUUCACCACCUUCAAGCACUGCAUCAAUGGCAGCCUCCUCUCAACCAAAACCCAACACCACGGCAUCAACCCCUCGAACCUCACCUCCCUCCCUGACGUCCCCGUCGCCACUCCAGAAGACCUCGAUAAAGCCGUCGCGGCAGCGAGGACAGCGUUCAAGUCAUGGUCGAGGGUCCCGUGGGAGGAGAGGAAGAGGGCUGUCUUGGCGUUUGUGGAUAGGUUGGAGGAGGAGAAGGAUGAGUUUGUGAGGUUGUUGGUUACGGAGCAGGGGAAGCCGACUUUCCAAGCUGUUCAGGAACUCGCUGCUUCGGUGGCGUGGAGUCGGGUCUUUGCGAAUUUGACGCUCUCAGAGGAGGUCAUUGAGGAUAAUGAGGAGAGGAAGAUUGUUAAUAGGUUUACGCCUUUAGGAGUCGUGGCUGGGAUUGUGCCGUGGAAUUUCCCGAAUUUGUUGGCUAUGAUGAAGAUAGCCCCAAGUGUCCUCGCUGGUAAUGUCAUUAUUGUCAAACCAUCACCCUUCACGCCGUACAGCGGAUUGAAACUGGUUGAGAUGGCUCAGCAAUUCUUCCCUCCUGGUGUCGUUCAGUCUUUGUCUGGUGAUGAUAAUCUUGGACCUUGGAUCACUUCUCAUCCUGGUAUUGACAAGAUCUCGUUCACGGGAUCGAGUCGUACCGGAAAGUUGGUUGCUGCCAGUGCUGCGAAAACUCUCAAACGUGUGACGCUGGAGCUAGGAGGCAAUGAUGCAGCAAUUAUUAUGCCAGACGUUGAUAUUGAGAAAGUUGCUCCUCAGAUCGCAACUUUUGCCUUCCUCAACUCCGGUCAAAUCUGCCUCUGCAUCAAGCGCAUUUUCAUCCACAAAUCCAUCUAUCGCCCUUUUGUCGACGCCAUGGCUCGUCAUGCAAAGACGCUUCAAGUUGGCGAUGGUUUUGCAGCAGGUACUUUCUGCGGUCCCAUUCAAAAUUCAAUGCAGUAUGAACGAGUCAAGGGAUUCUUCUCUGAAAUCGAAAAGGAGAAAUGGAAUGUUGCUUGUGGAGGCAAGGUCGACAAGACAAAUGGAUAUUUCAUCACUCCUACCAUUAUCGACAAUCCAGCUGAUAAUGCUAGAAUCGUGACUGAGGAGCCUUUUGGUCCCAUCGUUCCGACUCUCUCCUGGGAGACCGAAGAGGAAGUCAUUGAGCGAGCCAAUGCCACAAACAUGGGUCUCGGCGCUUCUGUUUGGUCGAAAGACACUGCGAAGGCGGAUCAAAUCGCGAGACAGCUUGAAGCCGGUACUGUCUGGGUUAAUAACCAUUUCGACUUGUCGCCUAUGGCUCCAUUUGGUGGGUUUAAGGAGAGUGGUCUGGGUGUGGAGAUGGGUACUGGUGGGUUGAAGGCGUUGUGCAAUUCGCAGACUUUGAUGAUUAAUAAGAAGGCUUGAGGGGAUUGAGGGGGUGGGGUAAUUGAUUAAAAGUGUGUGUUUUCGUUGGGAUGGUGUAUUUGUAGUUUGAUUGCUUUGUUGAUAUGUUAUUUUUGAUUGUGCUCGUCUGAGACGUACCAAUGCCAACUUUGCAUUGCCAAGUGCAAAUUCUCAUUUGAA